Durotheca rogersii is the source of this 1529-nucleotide messenger RNA. RefSeq names its product ribosomal protein S18. Gene Ontology annotation, biological process: mitochondrial translation. Gene Ontology annotation, molecular function: structural constituent of ribosome; small ribosomal subunit rRNA binding. The record is from RefSeq and is a predicted model, not a curated record. NCBI's taxonomy places the organism in Eukaryota, Fungi, Ascomycota, Sordariomycetes, Xylariales, Xylariaceae. Bases 583 to 1257 code for a protein of 224 amino acids. Gene Ontology annotation, cellular component: mitochondrial small ribosomal subunit; ribosome. The transcript has 4 exons.
UAAAACUCUAUACAUUCCCUGGCCUAUUCGAGCCUUCGGUACGGCAAAUCCGGCGCCCCGUCCCACCCCCGCCCUCGCGGUGCAUGGAGGCAACAAAGCUCUGCGCCUCGUUGGGCAUAAGCCUGGGACUAGCACCUGAUGCCAUGAAGAGGCUCGGGACGAUAAUUCGACACGACUUAGGAAAUAGGAUAGCCUGCGCUAAGGCGGCGCGCCGUCCGUAGCCGCCGGGCUAGAUAUUCCGCCAUGUAGAUCGCGAGCAGCACAAACGACCCUCCAUAUCUAGGCGGCGCACGUUCAGCUAAAGGCUCACAGAGCGUGUUGAGCUGGAUCGACUACCAUAAGUGCCUAGGUACCUCCGGAGGGACGGUCGGUGGAUUAUGCUAUAAAUGCAUGCACGGAUAAGUACAUAUGUAUAUGCACAAAUCGAUAUAUUCAUAGCCGGUGAUUCACCGGCUAAUCUUCGGCUGCCUUCUGUACGGCUCCAACUUUAAGCCCACCCCAUUUGCUGAGGUCUUCCACUCAGUCCAUCGUAAGCUUGCAAUCAGCAAACCCUGACAAAAAUUCGCGGUCGCAUUGCCCACCAUGGCGCCGCGGAUACCCUUCCUCGCCGCGCUGCGGCAACCCUCCAGGCUCUUGAGACUGCAGACGGCCGGCAUCGCCACCACGAAGCCGUCCAAGAUCCUCCACAAAGACAUCCCCGCCGCGUCGUCGGCGCUGAUCGACAUCGGCGACUCCCUCUCCGCGGCCGCCGGCGCCGGCGCCCAGCAGCAGAGCUCGACCGCCGGCGCGCUGCGCAUGUACGACCAGCUGCGCAACUCGGUCGAGCGGCGGAUGGCCCUCGAGGACGCCCUGCGCAGCCAGGACCAGAGCGACGACUUCUCGCGCCAGCUGCCGCGCCGCUGGAGGUCCGGCGACGUCUACGCCCCGCACGACCUGAGCCCCUCCGAGAUGGCCAAGUGGCGCCGCAACCAGGCCCGCAAGCGCGACCUCGUCGACAUGCUCGGCAUCAACCCCCUCGACAUGUACCGCAAUUUCUCCGUCAUCUCCGAGUUCAUGACCGAGCACGGCCGCAUAAAGCGGUCGGCCGACACGGGCCUCCGGCCCAAGAACCAGCGCAAGAUGGCCAAGGCCGUCCGGCGCGCCAUCGGCCUCGGCAUCCACCCCAGCGUCCACCGGCACCCCGAGCUCCUCAUCCGCGAGCACUUCCGCAUGCAGGCCCAGAAUAUGGCGACGGUCAAUAAGGACCUCAGGUACUAAGUAGGGGGAGGGACGCAAGAGUCGAGGGCCAGCAAGAGGAGGAAGAAGGAGAAAGGAGAUGCAAUCAACGGGAAGCUUUGUACAAUAGCUCGGUUCUGCCGAGUUUUCACUUAUGUACAGGCGGCAGUGGACAGAGCUAUCUACCCAGAUGUGCCAGGUAUAUCGAGUAGGUCGAUAAGGCGAUUAUUAGCUGAGAUAUGCAGCCAUAUAGAAUCAUCGCCGCCAUUUUCUUUCUCUUUUCUUCUUCUUCUUGAUCUAUUCAUGCCUUCCAG